Messenger RNA from Spodoptera litura, 2019 nucleotides. It is a transcript of the gene Gdh, whose product is annotated as glutamate dehydrogenase, mitochondrial. The record is from RefSeq and is a predicted model, not a curated record. Gene Ontology annotation, cellular component: mitochondrion. Lineage: Eukaryota; Metazoa; Arthropoda; Insecta; Lepidoptera; Noctuidae. Gene Ontology annotation, molecular function: L-glutamate dehydrogenase (NAD+) activity. Gene Ontology annotation, biological process: L-glutamate catabolic process.
GUGAGUCGGAUUCCGUCGGGGCGGGUCGUCACUACAUUCUAUUAUAACACUACAUAGAAAUUGUGUAUUAUACAUUAAGUGUAGAGUAGGGCGGCCCGAUUAUUAACCCGACCUACGUACUUAAUUAAAACAGUCACAAUGCUUCACCUAAAGAACAUCGCCAAAUCGGUGGUUCCACCUCUAAAGAAUACCAUCCAGAACGAGGCAGUCAAACUGACGCCUGCUGCUGUAAACGUAUGCUGCCGCACAUACGCUAGCCAUGAAAUACCAGACAGGCUUAAGGAUAUUCCGACCCACGCAAACCCAAGGUUCUUCGACAUGGUGGAAUAUUUCUUCCACAGAGCCUGCCAAGUGAUCGAAGAUAAACUGGUAGAAGACAUAAGGUCAAGAGGUUCCAUUGAGGAGAAGAAAAAGAAGGUAGCCGGUAUUCUGAAGCUGAUGCAGCCAUGUGACCACAUCAUCGAAAUUCAAUUUCCCCUGAGGCGCGACUCUGGCGAUUACGAAAUGAUCCUAGGUUACAGAGCGCAGCAUUCCUCACACAGGACUCCAACCAAAGGAGGUAUCAGAUUCUCAACCGAUGUCUCCAGGGAUGAGGUCAAGGCCCUUUCUGCUCUGAUGACAUUCAAGUGUGCGUGCGUCGAUGUACCAUUCGGUGGUGCUAAGGCCGGUAUUAAGAUCAACCCUAAGGAGUACUCCGAGCAUGAGCUGGAGAAGAUCACCCGUCGUUUCACCCUCGAGCUCGCCAAGAAGGGCUUCAUUGGGCCCGGUGUGGAUGUGCCCGCCCCUGACAUGGGUACCGGAGAGCGCGAGAUGUCGUGGAUCGCCGACACCUACGCCAAGACCAUCGGAUACCAGGACAUCAACGCACACGCUUGUGUCACUGGAAAGCCUAUCAACCAGGGAGGUAUCCACGGCAGAGUGUCCGCCACUGGUCGUGGUGUGUUCCACGGUCUGGAGAACUUCAUCAACGAGGCCAAUUACAUGAGCAUGAUCGGCACUACUCCCGGAUGGGGCGGUAAGACCUUCAUCGUCCAAGGUUUCGGUAACGUGGGUCUCCACACUUGCCGUUACCUCGUCCGUGCUGGUGCCACUUGCAUCGGUAUCAUCGAGCACGAUGGCUCCAUCUAUAACCCUGAUGGCAUUGACCCCAAGGCCCUCGAGGACUACAGAAUCGAGAACGGCACUAUUGUCGGUUUCCCCGGAGCCAAGGCUUACGAAGGCGAGAACAUGUUGUACGAGAAGUGCGACAUCCUGGUGCCCGCCGCCAUUGAACAGGUCAUCCACAAGGAGAACGCUCACAAGAUCAACGCUAAGAUCAUCGCUGAAGCCGCCAACGGUCCCACGACCCCAGCGGCGGACAAGAUCCUGAUUGACCGCAACAUCCUUGUCAUCCCCGACUUGUACAUCAACGCUGGUGGUGUCACCGUCUCCUUCUUCGAGUGGCUCAAGAAUCUGAACCACGUGUCCUAUGGACGUCUCACCUUCAAAUAUGAGCGCGAGUCCAACUACCACCUCCUGGAAUCCGUACAGGAGUCGUUGGAGAGGCGUUUCGGCCGCGUCGGAGGUCGCAUUCCAGUCACACCCUCCGAGUCCUUCCAGAAGAGGAUUUCUGGUGCCUCCGAAAAAGACAUCGUGCACUCUGGUCUCGACUACACCAUGGAGAGAUCGGCUAGGGCCAUCAUGAAGACUGCCAUGAAGUUCAACCUGGGCUUAGAUCUGAGAACAGCGGCGUACGCCAACUCCAUCGAGAAGAUCUUCACCACGUACGCCGACGCUGGACUUGCAUUCUAAACACUCACUAGAUAAAUUGAAGUAUUGUCUGCAUUUUAUUGACUUCAUUUUAGUCCCUAUGCACAUAAGUGUAAUUUUUAAGACAUUAUUAUCACAGUAUUUUUGUUUGUUGGAAUCAUGGCUUUUUACUUUAUUGUUAAGCGAAUCGUUAAACUUUUAAAGUGAAAAUUUAAUUUUCCAAUUGUAUCGUCUUGAAUUUUGAAUAAAUUGUUUUACUGUUAUUCCUAA